CCAGCGGGAUAAACGAUGCCGUUCCCCUGUAGCGCGCAAAAGGCCAGUUCAGGACUUGGGACGACCCGUGUAAUGGAUAUCAAAAUUCCCGACAGACCACCCGCUGACCUUCACCCUUCAACGUCGAAGCAUCCGCAUCCACUCGGGGUGGACUUCGCCGUCGCGGCGCAAGCGCCGGACGGGGUGCACUACCUACGACUACUUCUGGUGAGUUGUCGCACGCGCGCGUACAUGUGUGCGAGUUUCGCGCUGCGUUGCCUCCUCAGAUUGUCCCCGAGGAGUCUGGCUCGUGUGUCUCGUUGCUGGGUGGAUCUGGACAGUCAUGGUCAAUCGUGGCUCGCUAUGCAGCGCACUUGCGGAGAAUUAUGGACGAUUCCGGAAAAUACAAUAGCGACGACGAUGGCAAAUCAUCUUUUUCUCGAUGGGUCAAAAUAUAUUUCAUUUGGUGUGGUAACUCAGAUGCCGCGAAGCAGAAGGCGUCAUCGUUCUCGUAGCCACUCGAGAACACGUUCACAUUCUGUGGGAUCUCCCCAGUACGAACAUAAACGCAGACGUAUCGAUUAUGAAAGUCCACAGAGCAAAGGAACCUAUAGCGGGGAACGAGUGUUGAGGUCUCGUCAGCAUGAGCGUGGAACCAGCCAGGAACGUCGGUACAAACGCAGUCAUCGUCGAUCACCUAGCAGCGGUCGGCAACAUGGCCAUCGCGAUCGUGAUCGAGAUCGUGCCCACCCCCUGGUGCAUCCCACGUCGUCACGCCGUACGCGCCUCCACCGUCAUCAUGGCUCGUCAUCGCCCAGCCAAGAGCGACAUCGCCAUCGAUCGCCGUCUACCAGGAGUCAGAGCCCACGGCCGCCCUCCGUCGAGGACGACGAAGACGGCCACCUUGUAUACCAAUCCGGCGACAUCCUGGCAAAUAGAUAUAAAGUACUGGCCACCCUAGGAGAGGGUACUUUUGGAAAAGUUGUCAAGGUUAAGGAUUUGCAAAUGGAUCACGUGAUGGCUCUAAAGAUUAUUAAAAAUGUGGAAAAAUAUCGAGAGGCGGCGAAGCUCGAGAUAAAUGCCCUUGAGAAGAUCGCUGUUAAAGAUCCAGAAGGUCAGCACUUAUGUGUGAAGAUGCUUGAUUGGUUCAAUUAUCACGGACACAUGUGCAUCGCCUUCGAGAUGCUCGGUCUGAGCGUUUUCGACUUUUUGAGAGAUAACAGUUACCAGCCGUAUCCGUUGGAUCACGUUAGGCACAUGGGCUAUCAGCUCUGCUACGCCGUCAAGUUCUUGCACGAUAACAAACUCACGCACACGGAUCUCAAGCCCGAGAACAUCUUGUUCGUCGAUUCGGACUAUGACAGCACUUACAACAGCAAGAAGCGGAGGGACAUGAGACGCGUGAAACGGACGGACAUCAGGCUAAUCGACUUCGGUAGCGCGACUUUCGAUCACGAACACCACAGCACCAUCGUCAGCACGAGACACUACAGAGCGCCCGAGGUAAUUUUAGAAUUGGGCUGGUCUCAGCCCUGCGACGUCUGGUCCAUCGGCUGUAUCCUAUUCGAGUUAUACCUGGGCAUCACGUUAUUCCAAACGCACGAUAACCGCGAGCACUUGGCCAUGAUGGAGCGUAUACUUGGCACGAUACCGCACCGUAUGGCGCGCAAGACCAAGACCAAAUAUUUCUAUCACGGCAAGCUGGAUUGGGACGAUAAGAGCUCAGCCGGGAGAUACGUGCGAGAUAACUGCAAGCCGUUACAUCGUUACAUGCUCUCCGACGAUGAGGAGCACCGUCAGUUGUUCGAGCUUAUCCAGAAAAUGUUGGAGUACGAACCCUCUCAACGCAUUACCUUGAAGGACUCGUUGGUGCAUCCGUUCUUUGACGCCCUGCCAGCGUCGCAGAGGUUGCCGGACCCGCGGGCAGCCGGUGACUCCCAACAGUCUCACGAACGAUCACACUCGCUUUCUCGAUGAAGCUAGGAAAGGGACCGACUUCCCUGCUGGACAGACACUCCGCUCUCGACACUACUGCCCUACGUCUUCAUUCUGAUAUCGUUGGUUUUCAUGAAAACAUGUCUCUCUCGUAGCGGUGAAGCGCGAUGACAUAGGACGAGGCGCCUAGCGCUAAUGCCAAAGGACAAACGCACUUAUAAAUACUGAUCAUUGCAAUUUUUCAUUACUUCAAUCGUAUCUUAGCUCAGGCAUACUUGUAGGGAAGAUAGUAGUGCGGUGGUGCUGUGGAACUUGGACUAAUUCAAAGUAAAUUCAAUAAGAUAAGGGAAAAAGAGAGAGAGAGAGAGCAAUCAGGUUAUCCUCUGCUAAACUGUAAGUUCUCUGAUGACGAUCACGUCUGUUUUGCUUCUAACGCGAUUAUCGAUCACGACAAAACGACGACAAAGUCCCCGUUACUGGCGCGUAAAGGCCAGUGUGUCUGCUCAGUGUAGCGUAACUGAGUCCCGCAAAAAUUGUAAACGAUUUUUUGUAAACGAUCUUCUGUACAUUUUGUCCCUUAAAUUUAUUACCAUGUUAUUAUAUGCUAUAAAAACACGAAGCACGAGAUUGAGAUCACUUAGGUCCGCAGUUUAUGAUGUGUCGAUUAUGAAUUGACGACCGCGAUCGCGCUCUGAAACAUCAGAUUAUAAUAAGUAAUAGUGAAAAGGGAAAUAGUUUUACGCGUACACAUCGAUAGAGUUAAUAGGAAAAAAUGCGAGAGAGAGCGAACGAACGAGAGAGCGAAAGAGGGAGUGUGUGUGGUAAAACGAUCACCAAUUCAUCGUUGUGAAUUACAUACAUCUUAAAAAACGUAAGAAUAUAUGAUCUUAGAAAAUAUUA
This is a messenger RNA of Ooceraea biroi (clonal raider ant), 2814 nucleotides long. RefSeq names its product CDC like kinase darkener of apricot (gene Doa). Gene Ontology annotation, cellular component: nucleus. NCBI's taxonomy places the organism in Eukaryota, Metazoa, Arthropoda, Insecta, Hymenoptera, Formicidae. The record is from RefSeq and is a predicted model, not a curated record. Gene Ontology annotation, molecular function: protein serine/threonine kinase activity; ATP binding. Gene Ontology annotation, biological process: protein phosphorylation; regulation of RNA splicing.